Molecule: messenger RNA, 635 nt
Organism: Dendroctonus ponderosae (mountain pine beetle)
Lineage: Eukaryota; Metazoa; Arthropoda; Insecta; Coleoptera; Curculionidae
Product: protein BUD31 homolog
Exons: 3
Coding region: 114-548 (144 amino acids)
Biological process (GO): mRNA splicing, via spliceosome
Cellular component (GO): spliceosomal complex; nucleus
Source: RefSeq, a predicted model, not a curated record
GAUCCUAACCUCAAUUAUUCCAGUAGUUGACACAACGUGGACACAACGAAAACAAAUUGUAGUGUCACCCCUUAAAAACUUGUUAAUUUCCUGAAAAUCACAGACUUAAAAAAAUGCCCAAAGUGCGAAGAAGUAAAAAGGCGCCUCCUGAAGGCUGGGAACUGAUCGAACCCACUCUGGACGAAUUAGAGCAAAAAAUGCGAGAAGCUGAAACCGAGUCCCAUGAAGGAAAACGCAAAAACGAAUCUCUAUGGCCCAUCUUCAAGAUCCACCAUCAAAAGUCCCGUUACAUAUAUGACUUGUUCUAUAGGCGAAAAGCCAUAUCCAGAGAACUUUAUGAAUACUGCCUCAACGAGAAUAUCGCUGAUAAAAACCUGAUAGCCAAAUGGAAGAAACAGGGCUAUGAAAACCUUUGUUGCUUGAGAUGCAUUCAGACCAGAGACACGAACUUUGGAACGAAUUGUAUAUGUCGGGUGCCCAAAGGGAAACUUGAAGAGGGAAGAAUAGUGGAGUGCGUUCAUUGCGGGUGCCGCGGGUGCUCAGGUUAACACAAAAAAUACACAAAUUCAUUGUCACGUGAUUUUUUAAAACAAAUGAUCAAUAAUGAAUCAAAUAUACGGUACUGUUUCAUAUUA